This is a messenger RNA of Aptenodytes forsteri (emperor penguin), 900 nucleotides long. RefSeq names its product chymotrypsin-like elastase family member 2A. NCBI's taxonomy places the organism in Eukaryota, Metazoa, Chordata, Aves, Sphenisciformes, Spheniscidae. Gene Ontology annotation, biological process: proteolysis. Gene Ontology annotation, molecular function: serine-type endopeptidase activity. The record is from RefSeq and is a predicted model, not a curated record.
AUGAUGCAGAACUUGAUUCCAGAAACAGGGAUGAAGUGGAAGCCAGCUGAAGCUCAAAAUCUCUGUAGCAACUUUGGCUGCGGGAUUCCUGCCCACCCACCCACUGUAUCUAGAGUUGUUGGAGGGGAAGACGCAAGACUUUACAGCUGGCCCUGGCAGGUUAGCCUCCAUCAAUACAGUUCAAAUGGCAAAUGGUAUCACACCUGUGGAGGAACCCUCAUUGCAACCAACUGGGUGAUGACAGCUGCACACUGCAUCAGUUCUUCUAGGAAAUAUCAAGCACUUCUUGGAAAAUACAACCUAGCAGCUGUGGAAGAAGGAUCAAUUGCACUUCCUCCAGAAAAAAAAAUCAUUGUCAAUGAGAACUGGGAUCCACAGAAUGUUGCAAAUGGGUAUGACAUUGCUUUGAUCAAACUCACUGAACACGACACCUUAAGUGACCACAUUAAGCUGGCCUGCCUCCUCCCUGCACAAAGCAUCCUAUCACCCAGCGCUGCCUGCUAUGUGACAGGAUGAGGAAGACUGCAGACAAAUGGAGCUCUUCCAGAGGACCUGCAGCAAGGCCUUUUGCUGGUGGUGGAUUAUGCAACUUGUUCCAAGCCUAGCUGGUGGGGACGCACAGUGAAACCCACCACGGUUUGCGCUGGUGGGGAUGGAGUCACCUCCAGUUGUAAUGGGGACUCCGGUGGCCCGCUGAACUGCCAAGGUGCUGCUGGCAGGUGGGAAGUGCAUGGUAUCAUCAGCUUUGGCUCUGCUUUUGGCUGCAACUAUUAUCACAAGCCUUCUGUCUUCACUUGGGUCUCUGCUUACAAUAGCUGGAACCAGCAGGUUAUGGCAACCAACUAAUCCAAAGAAAACUAGAUGAUAGAUGCCAAGAAGGAAAACAGUUUGAAUAGUCAU